This is a messenger RNA of Eubalaena glacialis (North Atlantic right whale), 2686 nucleotides long. It is a transcript of the gene ARMC9, whose product is annotated as armadillo repeat containing 9. Lineage: Eukaryota; Metazoa; Chordata; Mammalia; Artiodactyla; Balaenidae. The coding region runs from base 177 to 2591 and encodes 804 amino acids. The record is from RefSeq and is a predicted model, not a curated record. Gene Ontology annotation, molecular function: protein binding. Gene Ontology annotation, biological process: cilium assembly. The transcript is spliced from 24 exons. Gene Ontology annotation, cellular component: ciliary tip; ciliary basal body; centriole.
AUGCUCCGCGUAGGUCGCGUCCGGUGAUUGGCUGCGCUGCUCCACGUGGUGCCAGGCAGGCGGCGGCGGUUGCCGGGGCGACGGCUGGACAAGGGGCGGCCGGGCAGUGAAGGCGCGUGUGCCCGCGUCAGAGCAGCAGAGAUUUUUGCGGUGAGAAUUAACAGUAACGGUUCAAUAUGGGGGACAUUCUGGCUGAUGAAUCAGAAUUACUUGGACUAGUGAAAGAGUAUUUAGAUUUUGCCGAAUUUGAAGACACCUUGAAAACAUUUUCAAAAGAAUGCAAAAUAAAAGGAAAACCGUUAUCUAAAUCAGCAUGUGGCUCUUUAAGGGACUCCAAAUCAUCGAUAAUCCAGAAGGACCUCCUUGCUGCGUUUGACAGUGGAGACCAGAAGGUGUUCUUCGAUUUGUGGGAGGGGUACAUUCCCAGUUCCAUCCGGGCUGGCGACUCCCUCGCCCAGAAGUUGGAAUUCUACCUUCACAUCCAUUUUGCCAUCUAUCUUCUGAAACACUCCACAGGGAGACCUGACAAAGAGGAACUGGAUGAAAGGAUUUCUUAUUUCAAAACCUACCUGGAGACCAAAGGGGCAGCGCUGAGCCAGACCACGGAGUUUCUCCCUUUCUAUGCCCUGCCUUUUGUUCCCAAUCCCAUGGUACACCCCUCAUUUAAAGAGCUUUUCCAGGAUCCUUGGACUCCAGAAUUAAAGUUGAAGUUGGAAAAGUUUCUGGCUUUAAUUUUUAAAGCCAGUAACACGCCGAAGCUUUUAACAUUAUAUAAGGAGAAUGGACAAAGCAACAAAGAAAUGUUGCAGCAGCUCCACCAGCAGCUGGUAGAAGCUGAGCGUAGGUCAAUGACGUACUUGAAACGGUACAAUAAGAUCCAGGCGGACUACCACAAUCUCAUCGGAGUCACAGCAGAGCUGGUGGAUUCUCUGGAGGCCACAGUCAAUGGCAAGAUGAUCACCCCCGAGUACCUGCAGAGCGUCUGCGUCCGCCUCUUCAGCAACCAGAUGCGGCAGAGCCUGGCGCGCAGCGUGGACUUCACGAGGCCCGGCACGGCUUCAACCAUGUUAAGAGCCUCCUUGGCACCCGUGAAAUUGAAGGAUGUCCCAUUACUGCCCUCCUUGGAUUAUGAGAAACUGAAGAAGGAUUUGAUUCUGGGGAGUGACCGCUUGAAAGCCUUCUUGUUGCAGGCUCUGCGCUGGCGCUUGACCACGUCGCACCCUGGAGAGCAGCGGGAGGCCGUUCUGCAGGCCUACGUCAGCAACGACCUCUUGGACUGUCACAGCCACAGCCAGAGGAAUGUGCUGCAGCUGCUGCACUCAAAGAGCAAGGUGGUGCGGCAGUACACGGCCAGGCUCGUCAACGCUUUCGCGUCCCUGGCAGAAGGUCGCCGCUACCUUGCCCAGAGCACGAAGGUGCUGCGGAUGCUGGAAGAAAGGCUGAAGGAGGAAGACAAGGACGUCAUCACCCGGGAGAAUGUUCUCGGGGCCUUGCAGAAGUUCAGCCUCAGGCUGUUUCAUCCUAGGCGCCCGCUGCAGACAGCGAUGAUUCGAGAUGGCCUCAUCUUCUGGCUGAUUGACGUCUUGCAGGAGCCUGACUGCCUGUCUGACUACACGCUCGAGUACUCGGUGGCCCUGCUCAUGAACCUCUGCCUCCGGAGCACAGGGAAGAACAUGUGUGCCAAGGUGGCGGGCCUCGUGCUGAAAGUUCUUUCGGAUCUGCUCGGCCAUGAAAACCACGAGAUACAGCCGUAUGUGAAUGGAGCUCUGUACAGCAUCCUUUCUAUUCCAUCCAUUCGUGAAGAAGCAAGAGCAAUGGGAAUGGAAGACAUCCUUUGCUGCUUCAUCAAAGAAGGCAAUGCUGAAACGAUCCGCCAGAUUGAAUUUAUCAUCAAGCAGCUUAAUUCAGAAGAGCUAUUGGACGGUGUUCCUGAAUCUGAUGAUGACGAAGAUGAAGAUGAUGAAGAGGACCAUGACACUAUGGAAGCCGAUCUGGACAAAGAUGAACUGAUCCAGCCCCAGCUUGGAGAGCUCUCAGGCGAGAAGCUUCUGACCACGGAGUACUUGGGCAUCAUGACCAACACGGGGAAGGCGAGGCGGAAGGGGGCGGCCGGCGUGCAGUGGGGCGGCCCCGAGCCCCUGCGCCGGCCCGUCACUCCCAGCGGCCCCAGGACCGGGUACCCAGCGCUGGAAGACCAUCCCAUCUCUCCCCAGAUGGCCAAACAUGCCAGAAACAGCUGCCUCCCGUCUCUGCCAAAUGCCCACCUUCCAGUCUGCAAGGGGGUCUUGCCUGGUGCUCCCGAGCCUUGCACUUCCUCUUCAUCCGCCAUCGACGCCAAGUCGGGAGAGUGGUUGCCAGUAGGACGUCAGGGAGCGCCUCACCUGCCCCCAGCGGGCGGCCCGAGCCAGCCUAGGGAGGUGCCCUAUGCCCUGGACAGUGGCGAGACCACCAGGCCCCUUCUUUCAGAUCGGAGGAAGCCUGCUCAAGGGGAGGGGCCCGGCUUUGGACUCAGACCCAGCCUGUCUCCUGACCGCCGCCCACCACUUCCUCCUGGUCACAGAGCGCCCUGCCCGCUGAGCGUGUCACCAUAGACGAGCCAAGCUCCUGCACUAAAACACUGGGCUAGAGUCAUGGUGAACAUGACUGCGCCUUGCAGUCUCUGAAGUAGAGGGAUCCUGCCAUGGUG